Momordica charantia (bitter melon) is the source of this 1004-nucleotide messenger RNA. Its product is annotated as pathogenesis-related family protein. The record is from RefSeq and is a predicted model, not a curated record. NCBI's taxonomy places the organism in Eukaryota, Viridiplantae, Streptophyta, Magnoliopsida, Cucurbitales, Cucurbitaceae.
AAAACUGGCUACUCUGUCCACACCACUACCAUACAUAAGUUUUGUUUGGCUGAAGGAAUCCAUUAAACAUGAGUGGUGUUCUUCCUGAUAAGUACAGAGUUUUCCUUCAUUUGGAGUCUCCUACUGUUCACUGGAGGCAUGGCAAGCCCCCAACUUAUGAAAGUGUUAAUCAGCUCUUUGAAGAUGGCAGAACCAAGGAGUGGCCCAAAGGAUCUCUGGAAGAAACAGUGCAAAAUGCUAUAAAAUCAUGGGAAAUGGAGCUCUCCCACAAGACUAGAUUACAGGAUUUCAAGACCAUAAACCCUGAGAAGUUCAAGCUUUUUGUAAAUGGAAGAGAGGGGCUGUCAGGAGAAGAAACGCUGAGGCUUGGGAGCUACAAUGCAUUGAUGAAGAGUUCUCUACCAGAGGAGUUUCAGUAUUACAAAGCAGAGACAGAGACAUUUGAAUCAUCUCAUGAAGCAUUUAGGUCCUGUUUUCCAAGAGGUUUUGCAUGGGAAGUUAUAGAGGUUUAUUCAGGUCCUCCUUUGAUUGCCUUCAAGUUCAGGCAUUGGGGUUUCUUUGAAGGACCUUACAAAGGCCAUUCCCCUACUGGUGAAUUGGUUCAAUUCUAUGGCUUGGGAACUCUCAAGGUUGAUGAAUCACUGAGGGUUGAAGAAGCUGAGAUCUACUAUGAUCCAGGAGAGCUAUUUGGAGGUCUUUUAAAGGGAAAAACUACCUCACAAUCCAAAACCCAAGACAAUGAGAAAGAUUUGUCUGCUUCAGUUGGCUGCCCAUUCUCCAAACGCAAGGAGUAGUCUAAAGAAAGUUGGUCUGAAAUAUGUUCUGUAACCUUCAAUAAUUUCUAUCUAUUCAAGAACUUCUCUAUCUUUGUCACUCUAGGCUUCUAAGUUUUCCACAAUAAAAAGCACAACCACAUAUGCCUCAUACAUCAGAGCAGCAUAAUGUAAUUGCUCAUCUGUUCUACUUCUAAUGAUACAUUUUUCAGGAUAGGCUUCCUAAUUCAA